AGUGAUGUUGAAUUUCAAGGGCAGUUCUACUUCUAUUCUGAACGGUGAGAAGAAACAUGAGCAUGCUAAGCAGAGUGGGUCAAGUGCGCAGGUGUGCUGCCACCGUGAGCCCUGUCCUGGGCACGGUGGCAGCCAGAUGGAAGCACUCGCUCCCUGACCUGACCUAUGACUAUGGAGCCCUGGAGCCCCACAUCAACGCAGAGAUCAUGCAGCUCCACCACAGCAAGCACCACGCCACCUACGUUAACAACCUCAACGUCACAGAGGAGAAGUACCUGGAGGCACUGGCCAAAGGUGAUGUGACAGCACAGGUUUCUCUCCAGCCUGCUCUGAGGUUUAAUGGAGGAGGCCACAUCAACCACACCAUCUUCUGGACAAACCUCUCCCCAAAUGGCAGUGGAGAACCACAGGGUGAGCUGGCAGCGGCCAUCAACCGUGACUUUGGCUCCUUCCAGGCAUUGAAGGACAAGAUGUCUGCCGCCACUGUGGCGGUCCAGGGCUCAGGCUGGGGCUGGCUGGGCUUCGACAAGGAGAGCGGGAAGCUCCGUAUCACAGCCUGCCCUAAUCAAGACCCACUGCAGGGAACCACAGGUCUGGUCCCCCUGCUGGGUAUUGAUGUGUGGGAGCACGCCUACUAUCUACAGUACAAGAAUGUCCGACCCGACUACGUCAAAGCAAUCUGGAAUGUCAUCAACUGGGAGAAUGUGAGCGAGCGCCUCCAGGCCGCCAAAAAGUAGACCUUUGCCCCCUCAGAGCACACACUGGCUCUUCCUUCCUGCCCCAAACCUUACCCCUGCAGUCCUUACUACCUUAAGAGAGCAGAAAAUACCCUCUUAACCCAAAUGAAGAUGGCUGCUGUAUACUGUACCAGAGAGAAUAUUCAGUCUGUAAAGCUGUUUAUUUGUCCGACUAUAGCUAGGUUUCCAUCCAAUUUGGCGACAGACUUUCAUGCGAGUAUUCUAAAAUCGGCAUUAGAACAAUGUGCAUUUUCCCACGAGAUGUUUCCAUCAAAUUGACUUGUUGCAAUUGCUGUGCGUGAUGACAGUGCACAUAAAAAUACCUUAUGCGGUUAAAUUCCCAAAUAUAAAAGUGAAAUGUGUUUCUAUCGCAUUUAACUCUAAUGAUGGUUCUCACAAAAAAUGUUGCGUUGUAUACCGAGUGUGCCCAGUCUUGUAUUGUCACGUGUCCUUCAGUGCACGUAUGGCUUAAAUGAUGAGAUUAUUAUAAACAAAAGAGCGAGAAUUUUUAUUUGUUUAACGGCAGACAAGCAUCAAGCUCAUCGCCAUGCACUUUCACCUCCCUGUGAAGUCAUGACUUAAUCUGUAGACUAAUAAACUGCAUGCUUUCCCGACUAGUUGUAGUGGGAUAACCGCACAUAUCAUUGUGUGACUCAAAAUAAUCAUAUCGAAGUAAACUUUACCAGUAUUCGCUCAUAAAUGCAUUUCCACUGAUAUUUCUCGCAAAAUAUUUUUUUUUAAUUACAAUUUUCUUUUUCCAUCAGGCCUGUCAUGGCAACAAACAAAAUUCAGACCUGUACUUUACUCACAAAAAGGUUGGAUGGAAACCUGGUUAGUGUUGUACAAAUAUUAUGUAAAUGUGAUAUAAUAAAAUAUUUAGUUUGAAUUGUA
Salvelinus fontinalis (brook trout) is the source of this 1628-nucleotide messenger RNA. Its product is annotated as superoxide dismutase [Mn], mitochondrial. Gene Ontology annotation, molecular function: metal ion binding; superoxide dismutase activity. The record is from RefSeq and is a predicted model, not a curated record. Bases 57 to 737 code for a protein of 226 amino acids. Gene Ontology annotation, cellular component: mitochondrion. Lineage: Eukaryota; Metazoa; Chordata; Actinopteri; Salmoniformes; Salmonidae. The transcript is spliced from 5 exons. Gene Ontology annotation, biological process: superoxide metabolic process.